ACAAGCUCUUCCUAAACAAGCUCACCCAUGUAAAUAAAGGUACAGCCGUGUGUUAGGGAAAGAGCGAUGCGUUUGCCCGUAGGCAACUGUCUCGACAGUUGGCAGCGGCUUUCAGUAAAUUCAAAGUUGUGCGCACUGUUUUCAAUGGAGGACAACAGGAGAUAAAUCACGAUGGAGAGUAGUGUGUGGUUUGAAUAGUCGUUGCACCUAUAUCUAUUUCCCAAUAUUAUUUAAAUAAGACUGUUCAAUGAACGCAGUGUUAUUUUCCGAUAGUAUCAGUUUGGCCACUUUUGUAGAUAAUUUUUUCUCGCUUCUGCAUUAUCGACGUAGACUAGUGGCUCAUGUUGGGAGUAACUGGGCUGGGCGGAUGGCGUGUUUUCAUUUGUUCUAUUGCUUAUGUCGAGGGAUUUUUAUCGCAAGCAAUUGUUGAUGCGUAAGAGUGGUGUUCAGAAAGAGGUGUGCGAGUGCGUUGUUUCUCUGCGUUAGUGUCGGCAACAUAGUAUGUGAACAAUGUACACGAGCAGCGGCAUCAUAUUAACAGCGCUCCACGCUGCUGUAGGUGCCGGCAACUUGGAAGAUGUCAUGGAAAUGUUGGCGAAAGGAGCUGACGCCGAAGCCGCAGAUGCCUUCAAGGUUACAACCUUCACGAGAAUGAGGACGUCUGCUUACAUUGCUGUGCUGGCGCUGCUGUUGGGCAGUGUGACGACUGCCGACGAGCAUGACCGCAGUCACCUAGUCGAAAAGCUGCUGCGCCUCGGCUCUGGACAACUUGCUGCAAAGCUGCUACCAGGCCUUAAACUCACUCACGUCGGUGCUGUUAGACCCAUUUCCGGUGACGACGUGGAAGUCAGCAGACUCUCCUUCUCACUGGAUUCUACAACCCAAGAUGUGGAAGGAGUCCUGAGUGACCUUACCAUCUCUGGAAUCUCAUCGCUUAAAGUGAAGAGAACUGGUAGAACCAUCGAAGUUAGCGGAGACAUCACUAUGGAAGGAAACUACGAGCUGGCCGGCACUGUGAGAGAGGGCCGUCUGGACGGGGCAGGAGCAAUCAGCAUAAAUGCGCCUGGUUUUCAAGCCUCAGCUACUGCAGAUACCACAGCGAUUGACGACACCACAGCUAACGUCAACUCUGUGCAGUUAUCAGUGUCUGCACCAUCUGUUACGAUAACUUACGAGAACCUCGUACUGGACAGCUCAGGUGUAGAAGAAUUUCUGAAAGACCUUUUGGAACAUUAAAACAAUGAAAAAGGUUACUGUGCAAAGUGCUACUGGCUGAUCAAAAAGAGGAAUAGCAGAAGAAGGUUUCCCAUCAGAAUUUGGAAAAAUUCUACACUGGUGGUGGAUUGGUGUUCA
Messenger RNA from Schistocerca serialis cubense, 1353 nucleotides. RefSeq lists its product as uncharacterized. Lineage: Eukaryota; Metazoa; Arthropoda; Insecta; Orthoptera; Acrididae. Bases 511 to 1236 code for a protein of 241 amino acids. Gene Ontology annotation, molecular function: protein binding. The record is from RefSeq and is a predicted model, not a curated record. The transcript is spliced from 6 exons.